GAGGACGACGCCCGCCACCCUUACGCCGGCCACCACGAGCACGACCAGGGGCACGGCCACCAUCAGCAGCAGGAGGAGCAGUACGAGCAUUACUACCCCCAGGUCAACCAGGACCAGCAGGGCCAGGGCCAGGGGGAUGACCCCCAGCUGGACCACCCCUAUCACCAGGUGGUGACCCAGACCUAUGAGAUGCCCACGGUGCAGCCCGUCAGCGGUGACGUCAUCAUGCUCGUCGGGCCCGGCGCUGGGGGCAACUAG
This is a messenger RNA of Monoraphidium neglectum, 258 nucleotides long. RefSeq lists its product as hypothetical. The annotation marks the transcript as partial. Lineage: Eukaryota; Viridiplantae; Chlorophyta; Chlorophyceae; Sphaeropleales; Selenastraceae. The record is from RefSeq and is a predicted model, not a curated record. The transcript has a single exon.